GAAUGAGAGAAUUAAUUUCUUUCGACUUUUUUUUUACUUCUCUUCUUUCGUUUUAUUCAUUCAGCACACAUUCAUCUCAUUAUCGAUUUGCAAUGUAUGUACUUAAGAUGCAACUGGGUAUACAUACGGCAAUUUGAUUAUCUAUUUCGUUGCCAUUAAAAACAUCUGUACCAAUCAGUAGAAAAUCAGUUCAUCGUCGCUAGUAACACCUGAUGGUUUAAACAUCACGUCGAUAUAUCUCGUCAGUGUCAGUGUUCGCUGUUAAAAUGAGUUUUCACCUUGAUUUUCACAAAGUGUUUUUGCUGUCGGUGUGUUUCAUCGCCACCGAACAUUUUGCUGCAAUUGUCGUUCCGAAAAUAUCAAGCAUUCAACAUCCGCCAGUUCCAAACAAUUUUUUCCUUCAUGAGCCGAGUAUGUUAUCAGACGAUCCAGAAUUAGCGCCCGGUCUGUACCAGGGUGACAUUGCCAUUGACAACAUAAUGCACGACUUCUGGAAAGUCGGUCUGCUGUGGACUGUAUUCCCCGAACGAUUGUGGCCCAAUAACACCGUACCGUAUUAUAUCAGUCCACUGUACGAUCCCGCCGAUCACAUGAUCAUUCUAAAGGCAUUGCGGACGAUCAAGUUCAUGACCUGCAUUCGAUUUAUACCGUGGAACGGCGUCAGUAAAGAUUUCUUAUUGAUUUGGCCAAUGAAAUAUCCGAAAGGCUGCUGGUCGUAUGUUGGUCGAAUUGGUGGUCCACAGAUUGUUUCACUGCAGCCGCCAAGUGGAGGUCGACCGAACUGUCUGGGUACAGAAGCACGGCCCAUUCAUGAGUUAUUGCAUGCGUUGGGCAUUUUCCAUGAACAGUCUCGUGCCGAUAGAGACGACUAUGUGACGGUUCAUUGGGAGAACAUCAGAGAAGGAUACGAAAACAAUUUCGAAAAGCAAUCGUUGAGCAAUACAUCGUUUGCAUUCGAAUACGAUUACGACUCGGUUAUGCAUUACGGUCGAAACUAUUUCAGCAAGCAGAAAGGCAAACCGACCCUUACAUCGAAAAUGCCGGGAAUGGAGCUGGGACAGAGGAGGGGAAUGAGUGUUACGGAUUGCUUGAAAGUGAACGAUUUGUAUCGUUGUUUGGAUAAUCCACGGUCCAGCAGGAAGUAUUACUCGCUGUGCAAAUUGAUGGGAAUUGGCAAUGAGACAUAAAUAAAGGGACGAAAUUCAACUAUUCAUUUUGCUUUUGUGUCGCUUCGUUUAGAAAUCUAAAAAAAUCACAAAAUCGGAACUGAGAUAAACAAUUCGUCUGCGAGGCAGUUGAUAGGGUGGUCCAAAUUCGAAUGAAAAUCAAAUCACUCACGCGAAGCCGAAGUCAA
Molecule: messenger RNA, 1354 nt
Organism: Bradysia coprophila
Lineage: Eukaryota; Metazoa; Arthropoda; Insecta; Diptera; Sciaridae
Product: hatching enzyme 1.2-like
Biological process (GO): proteolysis
Molecular function (GO): zinc ion binding; metalloendopeptidase activity
Source: RefSeq, a predicted model, not a curated record